Molecule: messenger RNA, 1596 nt
Organism: Anguilla anguilla (European eel)
Lineage: Eukaryota; Metazoa; Chordata; Actinopteri; Anguilliformes; Anguillidae
Gene: alp3
Product: alkaline phosphatase 3
Exons: 9
Coding region: 50-1399 (449 amino acids)
Biological process (GO): dephosphorylation
Cellular component (GO): plasma membrane
Molecular function (GO): alkaline phosphatase activity
Source: RefSeq, a predicted model, not a curated record
CCGCAUCCUCAAGGGUCAACUGCAAAACCGGACAGGAGAGGAGACGGUCAUGACCAUGGAUACAUUCCCCCAUGUGGGCCUGGUCAAGGUGUACUGUGUAGACUUCCAGAUUCCAGACAGCGCAGCCACAGCCACAGCGUACCUGUGUGGCGUCAAGUCCAACCUGAACACAGUUGGGGUGAACGCGGCCGCGCGCAACGGGGUGUGUCGUACGCAGAAGGGCAACGAGGUCACCUCCAUCCUCAAGUGGGCCAAAGAUGCAGGGAAGUCGGUGGGCAUCGUCACGACGACCCGGGUGCAGCACGCCACUCCGGCGGCGUCCUACGCCCACAGCGCCAGCCGGAAGUGGUACUCUGACGCGGACAUGCCCGCGGCCGCCAAGCGGGAGGGCUGCACCGACAUCGCCUCUCAGCUGCUCAACAACACGGACAUCGACGUGAUCAUUGGAGGGGGGAGGAAGUACAUGACGCCCAAGGGCACGAGGGACCCUGAAUACCCAAAGGACCUUACCGCGGUGGGCCAAAGGACCGACGGGCGGAACCUGGUCUCGGAGUGGCUGAAGAUGAAAGAGGGGAAGGUUGCGCGGUACGUUUGGAACCGCACUGACUUCGACGCUGUUGACCCUGCAACCACAGAUUACCUCAUGGCCUUGUUCGAACCUGGCGACAUGCGCUUUGAGGUGGAGAGGGACCCUGCAAUGGACCCCUCCAUCACCGAGACCACAGAAAAAGCCAUCCAAAUUCUGCAGAAAAACCCCAAGGGAUUCUUCCUGCUGGUGGAAGGCGGGCGAAUCGAUCAGGGGCACCACGCCAGCCGGGCGUCCAUGGCGCUGCAGGAGGCGGUAGCGCUGGACACCGCCGUGGCGCGCGCGCUGGAACUGACGCGCGAGGACGACACGCUCACUCUGGUCACCGCCGACCACUCCCACUCCCUCUCCUUCAACGGCUACCCCUUCCGAGGGAACAGCAUCCUGGGAAAAUCUCCGCUGUUUGGGACCGACAACAUGCCCUACACAACACUGAUGUAUGGAAAUGGACCAGGACACAAAAUUGUCAACAACACGCGACCCAACAUCAGCAAGGUUAACACAGGCUCUAAGGACUACGUGCAGCAGGCGGCCACCCCGCUGGCGAAGGAGACGCACGGAGGGGAGGACGUGGCCGUCAUGGCGCGAGGCCCCAUGUCUCACCUGUUCCACGGGAUUCAGGAGCAGAGCUACAUCCCCUACGCGCUGGCCUACGCGGCCUGCAUCGGGCAGGACCAGAGCCACUGCCUGUUCCAGCAGCCCUCCCAGCCCACGCCCACCGCGACCACCCCAAAGAGCUCCGCCCCCGCCACGCCCUCCGCUCACCUGGCUGCUGUUCUCCUGAGUGCCCUGCUGGCUGCCUCGCUGCACUGAGACACAGCGGAGCACGGAGUGGGACACGUUCUUCCACUGGCACCCGUGGAUCUCGCAAGGCACUGAACUCUGAACACUUCUGUUUUAAAAAUUUCAGAUUAAAAGCUGUUAAAUAGGAAAUUUAGUAAUAAACAUUAUAAUAAGUUUUAUAAAUCAUUUUGUUGAAACAUGUUUUUUUAAUAAACCCAGGAGAUCUC